AACUAGCAGUAUACUGUAGGUAGCUCGUAUUAUUAACUUUCCCACUCAUAUGGUUGGGACUGCCCUAGUACACCACAGCUUCCUCUAUAUUAUAUCUGAAGUUGUAGGGACCUUUCGUAACAGUCCCAACACUGAGAUCUCCACCAAGACCCUGCACUAGUGAGCAAUAAUGGCUUCUCCUGUCCACAGCAGGAAGCUGCGCAUCCUCCUCAUGCCCUUCUUCGCCACUAGUCACAUCGGCCCAUUUACCAACCUCGCCGUCCACCUCGCGGCUGCGCGGCCGGACAUCGUCGAGGCCACCGUCGCCGUCAGCACGGCGAACGCCGCGGUCGUGCAGUCAGCUCUUGCACGGCAGCAGAGCUCCGGCCGCGCGACGGCGGUGAGAAUAGCGACGUAUCCGUUCCCAGUGGUGAAUGGCCUUCCGCCGGGGGUGGAGAACCUCUCGACCGUCAAGGCCGCGGACGCGUGGCGGAUAGACGCCGUCGCUUUCGACGAGGCCCUGAUGAGGCCCGGGCAGGAGAGCCUCAUCAGGGAGCACUCGCCGGACGCCAUCAUCAGCGACAUGCACUUCUUCUGGAACAUCGACAUCGCCGCCGACCUCGGCGUGCCGUGUGUGGCGUUCCAAGUCAUCGGAACCUUCGCGACGACGGCCAUCUCACACCUCACGGAUCUUGACAUCCAUGGCGCCGCUGGAGGAGGGGUGGUGGCUCUGCCUCGAGCUGGCGGCGGCGGCGACAUACUGAUCCCGCACACGGAGCUGCCUGAGUUCGUGAGGAGCCAGCAAGUCAUAGAUCGCCCCGUCCUGGAUCGGCUCACCUCAAUGUUGAAGAGGUGUGCCGGCCGGGCCGUGAACACCUUCUUCGACCUGGAGCAAGGAUACUGCGAGAUUUUCACGAGCGGUAUAAAGACGAGGCCCUCCUACUUUGUUGGCCCCCUCUCGCUACCGCCGGCAACAGCAACAGGAGACGGCGCAGGAGCGGGACACUCGCCGCCGUGCAUCGAAUGGCUCGAUAGAAUGCCAUCUCGAUCGGUUGUGUUCCUGUGUUUCGGCAGCUUGACCCAUGUCUCCGACGCCCAGCUCGUGGAGCUGGCUCUCGGGCUCGAAGCCUCGGGGAAGCCGUUCCUGUGGGUCAUCAGGGACGAAACGUGGUCACCGCCGGACGGGUGGAUGGAUCGCGUCGGGAAGAGGGGCAUGGUCGUCAAGGGCUGGGCGCCGCAGACGCGGAUCCUGGAACACCAGGCGGUGGGGGCGUUCGUGACCCACUGCGGGUGGAACUCCGUCCUGGAGACGGUGAGCGCCGGCGUGCCGGCGCUGACGUGGCCGAUGGUGUUCGAGCAGUUCAUCAUCGAGAGGCUGCUGACCGAGGUCCUGGCGAUCGGGGAGCGGCUGUUCCCGGAGCGCGCCGGGGUGCGGAGCACCAGGUCCGAGGAGAACGACCUGGUCCCGGCCGAGGUAGUGGCCCGGGCGGUGACCAAGUUCAUGGAGCCUGGAGGCGGGGGAGACGCGGCGUGGGGACGGGUGAAGGAGCUCUCCGCCCGGGCCCGGGCCGCCAUGGCGGAAGGCGGCGCCUCUCACCGCGAUCUGCACAGCCUGAUCGACGACCUCGUGCAAGCAAGAACAGAGCAGCAGCGGCAUGAUAGCAGCACCCCCCAAAAGAUUCCUCAAAGCCUCACUGCUGUGGCUUGAAGUUGAAGCGAGUAGCUGGUGGCAUCCUUCAUUGAAGCUUCGGAGGUGGAAGCAUCACGUGCAAGAAAGUACUUUUAUUGCAAUAAACUUAGGGUUGAUUUAUCUUUUCAAAAAAAACUUAUUGAUUACUAGUUGGGAUUAAUCUAAAACCCAUGUAUGCUUGUGGGUCAACAACGUCAGACGAUGGGUUUGAAGCGUGACGUGUACCUCAUUAUUAGUGCUGUUUGUUGGUGGAUCUCUUUAAUUAUCUGAUGUUUGCAUGUUUAGAGCAUGGCCACGUAAUUUAGCUACCACGCCAGCGGAACUGUGGCGGUUAUCGAAAAUAACAAUCCACCACUACAUUUUCUA
Messenger RNA from Panicum hallii, 2035 nucleotides. Its product is annotated as UDP-glycosyltransferase 73E1-like. The record is from RefSeq and is a predicted model, not a curated record. Lineage: Eukaryota; Viridiplantae; Streptophyta; Magnoliopsida; Poales; Poaceae. Gene Ontology annotation, molecular function: UDP-glycosyltransferase activity. The transcript is spliced from 2 exons. Bases 170 to 1687 code for a protein of 505 amino acids.